CCUCGUGGAGUGGGUGGUCGUGGUACUACGGGAUGUUCUCAUUCUGUCAAACGCAUUUCCCGGUCAAAGUUCCAAAAACUUCACCAACUCUCUCUCUCUCUUCUUCUUCUGCUUCUUCUCUCUCCCUGUAAAAUAUGGAGAAGAAGAAGAAAGGCCACCUGAGCGAGAAAGAGAAGCCAGUCAUGCAGGACGAUCGAAUUCAUCAGCGGAGCAAGGGUCGGACACAGGACCAGUCCCCGAAAGAAGAAUUGCUGAGGCUAGCUGCGACCGCGGUCAGCUGCAACGUAAGGCUGAGGUCGUCGGACAUGCCCGUUCACAUGCAAGAGCGCGCCCUUCGCUGCACCCGAUCCUUCCUCGACUCAUCUUCUCCCAACCUCCGUCCCAACAACACCCACUUAGCUCGCGCUCUCAAAAAGGAGUUUGACUCGGUGUACGGGCCGGCGUGGCACUGCGUGGUGGGGAAGAGUUUCGGAUCGUUCGUGACUCACUCCCCAGGCGGCUUCCUCUACUUUUCUCUCGACUCGCUGUCCGUGCUCCUGUUCCAGACGGUGGUUCAAUUAGUCACGGAACCGACCAGGAGGAUUUUACGAAAGAAGAAGAACGCUUGAUGAAGUGGGUGCCUGGCCAAAUGUCCGAAUCACGCCACUGAUGAGUUUCCAAGAAAGGGUGUCUCGGAUCCUCGAUAGAUACUCACGUACGAAGCAUUCAUGGUUGGCAUUGGCAAUGGUUUGAUCUGCUGUUAUUGUUUUCGGGAAUCGCCACGAACAUUUUUAACUGAUCGGGGGGGCGGGGCUCGUCACAUCAAAUCAUUUUUCGGGAACGAGGGUUGGGACAGAGGAGAUCAGAAUCUUGAGACUGCUCACGGGGGGGUGCCCUGGCCUGUGGUUUUCUGGUUCUUCCCUUCAAACACACGCAAGCCAUCGAACUCCACAGACCAGUUCAGUGAGAGUUCCGUUCGUCUCCUGCGAUCUUUCGCAGGCCCCCCUAGGUGAAGUGUUUUCAAAAAGGAAACAAUAAUUGGGUUUGUCCCGUGUGUUUCGGUUUGGUCUUCCCGAGGUGGAUACGUUUCUUCAAACAAGGGAGGGGCAAUUGGUAUUCCCACUCUGCCUUCUAUGACAAAAG
Messenger RNA from Rhodamnia argentea, 1122 nucleotides. Its product is annotated as dynein light chain, cytoplasmic-like. The transcript has 3 exons. The record is from RefSeq and is a predicted model, not a curated record. NCBI's taxonomy places the organism in Eukaryota, Viridiplantae, Streptophyta, Magnoliopsida, Myrtales, Myrtaceae. Gene Ontology annotation, biological process: microtubule-based process. Gene Ontology annotation, cellular component: dynein complex. The coding region runs from base 135 to 608 and encodes 157 amino acids. Gene Ontology annotation, molecular function: dynein intermediate chain binding; dynein light intermediate chain binding.